UCCAGCGCAGUUAGUGCAAUUAUAAAUUAAAUGAGAAAGUUAAUUUUGAAUUAAAUAAAUUGACUCCAAUUUUUUUUAAUUUAUUGGUUAAGAAUAAAUCAGUGUUAACUUUUAAAAUCAAUGUAAAGAUUUGUGUUGUCAGUUGUCAACGUAUAUUCCUUCAUUUCUGUACUUAACCUAGUUUGAAAUAAAGCAAAAAAUGGUUUUAACUAAAGAGUAUAGGAUAUGCAUGCCAAUGACCGUUGAGGAGUAUCAAAUUGGUCAACUUUACAUGAUUGCAAGACACAGUCUGGAACAAUCUGGUGAUGGAGAAGGAGUAGAAGUUGUAGAAAAUAAAGAGUGUGUAGAUGAGCAACAUGGAACGGGCCAAUUUACCGAGAAAAGAAUACAUCUGUCUAGCCGUCUUCCAUAUUGGGUCCAGGCUAUUAUUCCAAAGAUCUUCUAUGUAACUGAAAAAGCCUGGAACUAUUAUCCUUUUACAAUCACUGAAUAUACGUGUUCGUUUAUUCCAAGGUUUAAUAUAUCCAUUGAGACGAAAUAUGAAAAUAAUAAUGGAUGUACAGAAAAUUGUCUGAAUUUAACACCAGAGCAAUUAGCUGAACGAAUCGUUGACCACAUAGACAUUGCAUAUGAUGAGGUUUCAGCCAAACACUAUAAAGAAGAGGAAGACCCACGUUUCUUCAAGUCCAAAAAGACUCAUAGAGGCCCCUUGGUGGACGGUUGGAGAAGUAAUUACCAACCAAUAAUGUGUUCCUACAAGUUGGUGCAUGCCUCUUUCGAAGUGUUCGGUUUGCAAACUAAAGUGGAAGAAUUUGUGCAUUCAUGUGUCCGGGAAGUACUACUUCUUGGCCACCGACAAGCUUUCGCUUGGAUCGACGAGUGGAUAGAAAUGAAUAUGGACGAUGUGAGAAAAUAUGAGGCGCAACUACAGCACCAAACGAAUUCUUUGUUGCAGCAGAGUGUUCCUAAUAAUACCGAUUCUCCAGGUACACCAGAUCUGUUGGCUGCAGACUUGAAUCCUUCCUUGACUGGCAGCCCUCCUCUUACCCCGAAAUCUCCCUCUAAAAGAGGGUACUUCUCCUGGUUUUAGUCCUAAGAUGUGCAAUUUUAUUUAUUACGAUUAUAUGUAUUUAUUUUGUUUACUGUUAGCUUUGCAAUAUAAAAUCUUAAAAUGUCGUGAAAGUGUGUUUCGACUAUUGAAUUGUUGGUGCUUAAAUUAGUACAGAACCUUCAUUUUCUUUAGAACAGUAACUUUAUUUCCUUCAAGUUGGCAAUUAGAUUUUGGUAAAAAAUAUUAAAACAAGAUCAAGAUUAUAUUAAAAAACAACAUUCUGUUCCAUCGGCUGUGAUU
Anoplophora glabripennis (Asian longhorned beetle) is the source of this 1351-nucleotide messenger RNA. RefSeq names its product cytoplasmic phosphatidylinositol transfer protein 1 (gene rdgBbeta). The coding region runs from base 200 to 1090 and encodes 296 amino acids. Gene Ontology annotation, biological process: phospholipid transport. The transcript has 6 exons. Gene Ontology annotation, molecular function: phosphatidylinositol transfer activity; phosphatidylinositol binding. Lineage: Eukaryota; Metazoa; Arthropoda; Insecta; Coleoptera; Cerambycidae. The record is from RefSeq and is a predicted model, not a curated record. Gene Ontology annotation, cellular component: cytoplasm.